This is a messenger RNA of Loxodonta africana (African savanna elephant), 999 nucleotides long. Its product is annotated as olfactory receptor 9S13-like. Gene Ontology annotation, cellular component: membrane. The record is from RefSeq and is a predicted model, not a curated record. NCBI's taxonomy places the organism in Eukaryota, Metazoa, Chordata, Mammalia, Proboscidea, Elephantidae. Gene Ontology annotation, biological process: G protein-coupled receptor signaling pathway. Gene Ontology annotation, molecular function: olfactory receptor activity; odorant binding; G protein-coupled receptor activity. The coding region runs from base 1 to 951 and encodes 316 amino acids. The transcript has a single exon.
AUGCCAACCCACAGAGGUGGGAAUCUCUCAGGGCUCUCUUUGCAGGAGUUUGUUCUAGUGGGAUUUGAGGGUGAGCUGGAGACACGGGUCCUGCUCUUUGCUGUGUUCCUGGUCCUGUAUGUGGUGACCGUGCUGGGAAACCUCACAAUGAUCAUGGUCAUCACGCUGGAUGUCCGCCUCCACUCCCCCAUGUACUUCUUCCUCAAGAACCUCUCCUUCCUGGACCUCUGUUACGCCUCCGUCAUCGCCCCCAAGGCCCUGGUCGACUUCUUUUCCUCAACCAAGAUCAUUACCUUUACCAACUGUGCCACCCAGUUCUUCUUCUUCUCUCUGCUGGCUACCACCGAGACUUUUCUCCUGGUCACUAUGGCCUAUGACCGCUUCAUGGCCAUCUGUAGCCCCCUGCACUACCCAGUCACAAUGUGCCCCUCAGCCUGCACCCGCCUGGUGCUGGGCACCUACUGUGGAGGCUGUCUCAACUCCAUCGUGCAGACCAGCCUCACCUUCAGCCUCCCAUUCUGCAGCUCCCACCACAUCAAUCACUUCUUCUGCGACGUGCCACCCCUGCUCCAGAUUGCCUGCACCAACACGGCCCUCAAUGAGCUGCUUUUGUUUGGUCUCUGUGGGCUGAUCAUUGUGGGCACCACCCUCAUUGUCCUUGUCUCCUAUGGCUAUAUCACAGUGACCAUCCUGAGGAUGCGUUCAGGGACCGGGAGACACAAGGUCUUCUCCACCUGUGGCUCCCACAUGACUGUGGUAUCCCUAUUUUAUGGAACCCUCUUUGUCAUGUAUGCUCAGCCAGGAGCUGUUCGGUCCAUGGAGCAGGGCAAGGUGGUCUCCAUCUUCUACACCUUAGUCAUUCCCAUGCUCAACCCCCUCAUCUACAGUCUGCGAAACAAAGAUGUGAAGGAGGCCCUGCAGAGACUGGGCCAGAAACACACAGUGGUUUGAAGAGAACCCAGGGAGAGAAGCAAAAUGUCCAUAAGACUAGAAGGGAAA